Oikopleura dioica is the source of this 1704-nucleotide messenger RNA. NCBI's taxonomy places the organism in Eukaryota, Metazoa, Chordata, Appendicularia, Copelata, Oikopleuridae. The record is from the annotation of a GenBank genome assembly.
AUGACAGUAAGAGAGGAAAGAGAGGCUCGGGUGGACAUUCAGCAAAUGAUACAAUCCGCUAACGAGCUUUUGGAUUCCGCAGGUCUUCCCGAGCAACCGCUGCAGCAAGAAAUGAUGGAGGCUGGGCAAAACAAUGAGCCCGAAAACAGCGACAGCGAAAGCGAUGAUUCCAGUCUUCAAAACAGCUCUUCCGACGAAUACGUCGAAGGGGAUAUUUCUUUAGACGACAUCAUGCCUGCAGCUUUGGCGAGGAGAAUAAGACGGCACGACGAAGAACGAGAAGUGCCAGAACGGAUCAAUGUCCGAGAAGCGGAACUGAAAAAGGAGUGGAUGCGAAAACUUGAGACUUUUCCGAUGAGAUAUAAGGCCGAAGAAGCAAUAAAAAAGUCUUUUCCUGAAGAAUCACCCUUGAAGAAAUUGUUCACUCUUCCGAGCGCCCUUCGUUCUCGUUGCGCAAAACGCCCACGAACCGGGUCUUUUCAAAACAGAGUUUACCUCGAUGCGGCUUAUAAAUUCUCCGAUACCUGCAUGACGGAACUAACUGGACAUACUGGCUGUGUGAAUGCGCUUGGUUGGUCUGGUGAUGAUCAGUUUAUCGUCUCCGGUUCAGACGACAAGUGUAUUAACUUAUACAAAGCGAUGGGGAAAGAAAAGAAACCGCAGUUCAGAUUCUACACAGGUCAUCAAAGCAAUAUCUUCCAGUCAAAGUUCAUUCCCUACCAAACUAAUAGAAAGAUCGUGAGCUGCUCGCGAGAUGGAGCAGUUCGACUUACAGAGCUGGAUAACGGUGGAUGCCCAGUUCGCCUGUCCGAGGAAGAGCCAACAAAACUACUUGUGAAGCAUCGUCUUUCUGCGCAUAAGUUGGCGUUUGUCCAUGGAACCAGUGUCAUCCUAUCAGCGGGAGAAGAUGGCCGAAUUUAUCAGAUAGAUCACCGAGAACCGCCCAAAAAUCCUAUUAUUCGUCUAGAUGAUAAAGUUAUGUACGCGAUCGACUGCCAGCCAAACGGAUACGAAUUCGCCGUUUGUGGCGACUUCGCACACGCCAAAAUCUUUGACCGCCGAUAUCUGACGUCUGAAAUGACGCUCGGCAGUUCAGAAAACAACGCUCAUUCAAUCACUUGCCUUCGAUAUAAUCACACUGGUACAGAGCUCUUGUUGAGCUACCAAAACGGCGAGAUUCAUCUGAUGAACAUCAAUGAGAAAAAAGUGAUCAAUACUUUUACCGGACAUCAGAAUGAGCAGACAAUUAAAGGGGUUAACUUCUAUGGCAAGAACUGUGAAUACGUCAUUUCUGGCUCUGAUUGUGGCCGCUUUUACAUUUGGGACUCAAAGACGGGCGCACUGGUCAAUUCUCAAUUUGCGGAUGGAACGGAACUCUCACCAGGAGUAGUUAAUGUCCUAGAGCCAGCGAAAUCGAUCCCAAUGCUUGCCACAUCCGGUCUUGAUUCGGAAGUGAAGCUGUGGACUCCUUCCGAUGACGUGUUCCUUGAAGACGAGGAUCGGGUAUCUGAAACGAAAGAUCAAAUGACAGAAAACAUCAAUUCAGGCCGCGCAAGUCGCCGCGCCCGAUUUUCUUUUCUUGAUCGACUGCGUCUUCUCGAAUACAUGGCGAGACGAGAGCGAGCUGCCGAUGACAGUUCCGACAGUGAUGAAGAUACUGACGACGACGAAGAAGAGGGUGACCGAGGUUGUCGCCAAAUGUAA